AUGGCACCUGUGGGCAAGCUCUAUUGUGUUCCUACUAUGCGUCAGACCAAGACGAUCAGGAGCGUCUGUGCACUGGCAGGUCUUGAACUCGAGAUACCCGAGUACAAGCACUUUUCGGACAAUCAGCAGCCAGAAUUUCUUGCGAAGUUCCCUCAUGGAAAGAUCCCCGCCUUUGAGGGCGCAAAUGGCCUCAACCUCACAGAGGGUGCCUCGAUUGCACGUUAUCUUGCCGACCUUGCUCCCAACUCUGGCCUUCUCGGCUCGACACCAGAGGAUGCCGCACUCGUAGACCAAUGGGUGCACUUUGCUGAAUCAGAAAUUGCCGUGCAAACUCAGACGGUUCUGGGGAUGCUUAGCAACUCCACUCCUUACAGCAAAGGCAUUCACACCUUCCUCGCUGAGCGUCAAAUGCGCAGCCUCAUUACCCUGGAAACUCAUCUGAGCACCCGUACCUUCCUCGUUGGCGAACGCAUCACCCUGGCUGACAUCACUGUUGCGUCCAUUCUGCAGCGCACUGUUACCGUCACCGCAGAUGCCGCUGUGCGCGCUAAACUCAUUAACACUGUUCGCUUCUUGGAGACUAUUGUACAUCAGCCCAAAUUAGAGGCUAUCUUCGGCCCUACUGAAUACAUCGAGAAGGCGCUGCAGUACGUCCCUCCCAAAAAGGAGAAGGCACCCACUGCCCCAGCCGCACCAAAAUAG
Messenger RNA from Suillus paluster, 702 nucleotides. RefSeq names its product glutathione S-transferase C-terminal-like protein. Gene Ontology annotation, biological process: translational elongation. Lineage: Eukaryota; Fungi; Basidiomycota; Agaricomycetes; Boletales; Suillaceae. Gene Ontology annotation, cellular component: nucleus; cytoplasm. Bases 1 to 702 code for a protein of 233 amino acids. The record is from RefSeq and is a predicted model, not a curated record. The transcript has 4 exons.